ACUCGCGUUGACUCGCGCGUGUGUAUGCACAGGUGUCCGCGAAACAGCUGGGCGAAGUUCGCUGCUACAGGAGCCGUGUGCGUGCAGGCGUGCAUGCAGACAAGUUCUCCUCGCAUUUACCGCGCAGGGUUACCCCCGCAUACGUCGGCUCGGCCGACUUUCGUCUCGAGAACGCGCAGGGAUUUGCUUCCAUCGACUCGCCUGGAAUGUCUCGCCGCACCGUACGCCGCCGCUCGUGGUCGCCUUCGCGGUGGCUUGCUUUCUAGCCGUGCUACUACAGCCUCGGGUGUCGUUCGUGCGCUGUUGAAGAGCAACGGCGGGCGAAUUCGCUCCUGCUGACCGACACACCGCCGGCGGCCCUUCCGGUUAAGCCUAUCGUGCGAUUUGACAGCCGACAGAGCGUGUGGCAAGUGUGUGCGUGCGCUAGCCUGUGGUGCUCGGGAUACCGCGCUUUCGGCGUGCGUGUGAAGGUUUUGCUUGCGGGGAUAUUUGGCUUGACGUACACCGUGAACGUCGCCCUCUUCAUGACCGCCUGAAAGCAUGGAAGAGGAGCAGGAUGCCGGCGUGGCCCAGCUCUGGGAGGUGUUCGACGCGUGCGACACCGCGCGGACGGGACGCCUGGACGCCCGGGGCCUGCAGCUUCUCUGCCACAGGCUGCAGCUGGCCAACAGGGCGCCCGCCCUGGUCCACCACCUCCUGGGUCGGCGGCAGGAGGGCGGCGACGGUCGACCCGCCGCCACGGUGAGCUUUGAGCAGUUCAAGGAAGGCUUCAUAUCUAUCCUUACUGAAGCGGAAGACGAACCACCUUCUAGUGAAUCGGUCACAAGUGAUGUUCCUGGUGCAUCAAGUGAAGCUGGAGAGAGUCAAGAGGCUCCCGGCUCCAAGAAAGAUCGAGAGGUGUCCCCAAAGUAUGUCCUGGGCGAAAAGAAGUACGGCCGAAGGUCGAGACCUGUUUCGCAAGCCGAUGUCGACGUGGAGAUUUCUUCCGACGAGGACUUUAGUGCGGAUGAGGUCCUUGGCCCCACCAUGGCAGAGAGUGCUGGGAACGUGGCACCGAAAGCUGACCCCAGUGAUACUCAGGCCAAAACGUCGUCAAGUGCACCAAAGGCCACUGCAGGCAUGUUGCUGACGGGUAUGCUGUCUUACCCUGAGAGCGGCUUCGACGAUGCCGGACAGUUCCCAGGAAAGUUCUCCUCGGGUGACUUCAGCUCAGCCUCGGGCCUUUCAAAGGACUCGGCAGAAGGAAUGAGGGAACUUGCAUCGGAAGGUCCCUUGAUGCCUCCGGCAUUGUUUGCGACCGGUUUCGACAUUGCAUCAUCUCCCAUGUUUGGUCAGUCAUUCACCGUGGGUGGUGGAUCGGAGUCGGCCGAGUCUAGCCUCACGCUUCUGGAGACGAAUCCGGAGGAAUACCUGCGAGCCACGUGGCGGAAGCUGAAUGUUGGGAGCGAUGGCUAUCUCCAUGUGGACGAGUUGGCGGGUGUCUGUGAGCACAUCGGCAUGGAGAUGGAUGAAGAGAUGAUUGGUCAGCUUUUCCACACAUUGGACUCUGACCAGGACGGGAAGAUCAGCUUUCAGGAGUUCCUUCAGGGCAUGUUCCAACAUGGCCGUGCUCCCGGCAGUCGGAGCGUCACGCCACCACCCCUGACAUCUCCUCUGCCACUUGUACCACCCUCACCUACACCCUGUGCCAAACAGCUCGGCCCGUCCGAACGCAGUGCUGCCAACAAACCAACUGGCUCUCCAGGCCAUCACCGUCACCACCCCAGCUAUCGGCGGAAUCGUGGCGUCCAACAGUUCAAGGACACAGCCGCAGCUGACGACGAGAUGUCUGACAAGCCUGUGUCUGGAGCCGUCGUGCCAAUCUGGGAGUCGGGCAUCUUUUCCAGCAUCGACCCUGACAACACUGGAUACGCCGAGAGUCAGGCGGUGGUGUCGUUCUGGGAGUCCCUGGGCCUUACCGGCUGCGCCAGCAUCUUGAAGCAACUGGGCUUCAACCCGAACCUGAAGGUGAGCCUUCAGGACCUGACGGCCCAGCUGGAAGAAGAGAUGGCGUCCGUGGCCGCCGGAAACGCGUCCACCACGUACGCGUUCGCGCUCGCCUCGUACCAGCACGAGCUCAAGCACCUGAAGACCAAUUUCGAACAGGCUCGCGAGGAGCGCGACCGGCUGCGAGUAAACGUGGCCGAAGCCAACGCGCGAUCCGCGCUCAUCGCCCAGGAAGUGGACGAGCACCACGCCCGGAUGGAGAAGGCCUCCGAGAACCGGCUGCUGACCCUGGAGAAGCGCCACACGGAGCAGCUGCGCGAGGUGACCGAGGAGCUGCAGCGCGAGCGGGAGACCACCACGCUGCAGCUGACGCGGCUCCGGCAGCGCAACGAGGACGAGCUGUCCGCGCUGCGCGCCGACGAACUGCGGCUGCGCGCGCAGCUGGCCACGCUCGAACAGGAGAAUUGCCGUCUGGAACUGGAACUGCAGGAGUACUCGGAACGGUACCGCGAACUCCACCGUCUGGGCGAGAGCCAGCAGAAGGAACUCGAAAGCGUCGGCCAGCUGAAGCAGAAGAUUGCGGACUUGGAAUCGGGCCAGACGUUCCUGAACGACGAGCACUACCAGAAGAUCCUGCAGGAACUCGAAGUCAUGCGCAAACAGAACAAGGAGUUGAAGGACAGCAACGACGAGCUGACGCUCGAGCUGGAGACGCUGCGCCAGCAGCUCAACUCCGGCUCGGGUUCGCGCUCCUCGGCGCACGGCAAGCGGCACCGGCGCUCGGGUUCCUGGGUGUCCGACUACUCCCGCCAGGGGGGUCUCAAGCGUCGAGGCAGCGAGGCCUCCUCGUCAGAGGAGUCGGAUGACGACAUCCCUAUUGCCGGCAAGAUUCGCAAGCGAGCCGGCUUCUCCGCGAGCACUGGCUCUGAGGGUUUGUGGCACGAACUCACGCUCGCUCACUCGUCUCAUAGCAUCCUGCCCUGCGUGGCCGACGCGUACCAGCUGACCCUGGACGCCGACGAGCUGGGCGAGGCGCAGCGGGAGCCGCUGGAGCGGCUGCGGGCCCGGUUCGAGCAGGCGCUGCGCGACAUCGAGGAGCGCUGGCGGCAGCGGGUCGCCGAUCUCGAGGCCCAGCUGUGCGGCCAGCCGGAAGUGGACAAGGACUCGAUCGACUGCGCCCAGUCGACCAUCGCCAAGCUGCAGGACGAACUGAGCAUGCGCAGCGUGCUCGCCGAGCGGCUGCGCGCCGACGUCACGGCGCUGCAGAACCAGCUCGCCCAGCAGAGGGAGCAGCUGGCCGCGGAGCUGUCCGCCCGGGAGCACGAGGUGGCGCAGCUGGGCGAGCUGAAGAGGGCCUCCGAGACUACCGCGCAGGCGCUGCAGGCGAAGCUGGAGGAAGCCCAAAAGAAGGCCGCAGACGAGUCGAACAGCAAGCGGGAAGCUUGGAACGCGGAGCGGGAAGCGCUGCUCGCCAGCAUCGAGGUGAAGGCGAAGCAGCUAAACGAACUGAAACGCUCUCUGGCGGAAGCGACCGCUUCAAGCGGUACCAUGGGUCGUCUGCAGGGUGACGCAGGGGCUUCCUCGGCGGCUGGCGUCGAGGGCGAGACGCCCGGCAUGCAGGCCAUGUACGAGUCCAAGCUGGCCGAGGUGCGGUGUCAGGUCGAGCAGGACCUCGUGCGAAAGGUUCGCACCGAUGUGGAGCGUGAGCUACGCACGAGCCUGGAGCAGAACCUGAGGCUACAGCCCAGUCGGCGAGACAGCGACCCGCAGUCGCAGCUCAGGAGGCCGCAGGACCUGACCGCCCAGCUCACCGAGGACAUCUGCCAGCUGCUCAGGCAGUGCCUGCGAUGCGGCGCGUGGACCACCACCACCGCCGCCGCUGGCACCGACGGUGACGUCGAGGCGCAAGGGGGCGCUCGCAACCAGCCUGGCACAGGGGGCGCUAGAAGCACGCCAAGCGAUGGCGGCGACCCGGGCGCGAGUCCGCACAGCGUGACGUCGGGCGCCUCGCUCCAGGAGCAGCUGGCCAGCCUCAUCGGCAAGGCCAUCGGUGCCAUCGAGGGCCACCUGGAGACGCUGCACCUUCAGGAGCACGACCGGCUGCGAAAGAACUGCGAGGAGCAGCUGCAGCGCCUCAAGCAAAAACACAUGAUGGAGCGCUUGGAGUGCGAGCUUCAGCACAACGAGGAGCUGGAGCGGCUACGGAAGCAGCAUCAGCAUCAACAUCAUCAGCAGCAGCAGCAGCAGUCCGGGCCGGCUAGCCAACAGCAGCCAUGCGAGCAGCAGCAGCAUCAGCCGAAUGCAGUCGGCCCGAGUAAGAUCGACACCCUGCUCCGCGACCUGUACGUCGAGAACGCCCGCCUGCUGCGUGCGCUGCAGCGCGCCGAGGACGGCCGGCGACGAGCCGAGCACAACAGCACGCGCCUGCAGUACAAGUGCCGCGUCCUCAGCAAGCUGCUCACUGACGUCACGAGGGCCGCUGUCGACGGCUCCAGGGUGGCUUGCGCCUGAGCCCCCCUCCCACCACCUCUUCGUUCUUUUGGAAGAAGAAAACACUCCCCAACUGCUGUGCUCGUUACAGUUCUCAUUUCGGGCGAAAAAGGGAAAAAGAACAGUACAAACUGCUGUUUGAUUAUUUUUUUUCGUACCCGCCUCGCUGGCCGCGGAGACCGGCAGCGUUAGCGAUGUCGACGUCAGUGACGAUAGGCGUCGUCCGUCCUCAGAAACAUCAGUGAUUGCCUGCGAGAAUCUGUCGUGGCCGGCAACGUCGGUGGAGUCGACAUUGUGUCAUAAAGAAGUGUGCAUGUGUUCAUGGUGCAGCGGACCUGAAUAGUGAACUGUGUGUUCGUAUUUUUUUCCCUUUUGUUGUCGUUUCUCUCUCAUUCUAUCGCAGUAACGAAAUGUCGUGCCGAGACCAGUCAUGGUCGGAAACCUUCAUUCGGGAGUCUGGGAGUUACUGCUACAUAUAGUGUAUUUGCCUUUUUGAAGAGCCUCGUGCAUAUUUUCCCCAGCAGAAUCACGUAUGCGUAGGUGUCAGCUGUGCCUACCUUGGUGGCUUUUCGGUAAAAUGAUAUCUGUGCGUGACUUUCUGUUGCAGCUUCUGCAAUCCACUCAGCACUUCACGGAGUGAUCCCACUCCCAGAGUGACACGAGGGAGCCUUGACGGUUCAUUCUUAGAACCGAUCUCUAGAGUAGCUCUUAACCUUGGUUGUUUCGAUGCAAAACAUAUGAAUCGUCAAACACAGGUGUCUCAAAGUACAUACACUGCUCGCUGCCUUCACACGAGGCAGAAGAAGAAUUGUACCAUUCUUUUAAACAGUUUUUGUUUUUUUACAUUAAACCUAAUCGCAUCUCGACUCGUGGUCUUGAAUUACAAUGGUGUGCAACAAAGAGGAUUGCUUAUAGUGUCCGUUGAUAUGUUGUCGUUUUGUAGCAUGUGUCCUGACCCAGUAAAUCUUGUUAAAAGUAAAUUUCGAAGGCAUUGUGCAGAUCUAUUUCCGCACACAACCAGGGGAUGGAUGUGCCAUUGACGUCAUGUCCUCUACAUUCAACAUCUGCUCGGGAAACUGUGCAACAGACGGUGCAGAUGCUCGGACGUUUCUCAACAAAACCUUUCCACCAGCUCUGAAAAACAAUCCCGCCUUUGAAUAUGAAAAAUAGUUCUUUCAUCGGUUCUAGGAGGUAUAUACAAUAUUGAAACUCAUCGACUCAUGUACUUGUUUAACAAAACUGUGACGGAUUCAUUGGCGAUUGCUUUGGUCUUACUGACAGUGAGGUGUUGUUGGAACCCUUAUUACAAGAUGUUGAAUUCUCUGCUCCACUUAGGCCCAAGGCCCAAACUGUCGGUUCGUCUGAGAUCAGGUCUCGCCGAUCACAAAGUGUCGUUUCACGUGUGCGAAUGUUAUGUAGACAACUUCAUCUAAGUACUAGCUCCGAUCUCGUUCACCCGUGUGCGAUUGACGUAGGCCCUUGGUAUCAAUUUCUGCUGUACAAACCACGAUAACGCCUUGAGCUUUCCCAUUUCAAGUGUUCGCUAUUCGCGCACAUUGUUUUCUCUUGACAAACCAUGUCUUUUAGCAGAGGCAACAGCUUGAUUUGACGCCGACUUACAUCGCAAGGAUAGGUCGUCGUCGUCCAUGCUGUGACGGAAGUGUCUCCCAUACUGACCAUUCAGGUGCACAUGGGCGUCGUUUACACUUUUGCGCGAGAGCUUACAACGGUGCAAUAUGCGUUUAUGUUAAUGUAUCGAUAUUAAACUUGACGUACCGGUGCUAUCGAUAACAACGCAAGAAAAGUGAUGAAGAAGUGCCGAAACGGAGAUAUUCGUGGCUGUCUUGCAAUUCCACAUUGUGAGAAACCGUUUCAGUGUUACGAGCCUGUUUUGUACAAGCUUUCUGUUCUAGUAGUCUGGGCUCAAGCAGGAGAUAUAUCAGCGUGAUGUCCGUCAUAUGGGAGCUGUUCAUCAUAUAGUGUCAGAAGUUUUGGUGUAGCAGUUUCGUCGUUCUUUUACUGCACACAGCGGGGCGAGCAAAGCGGAACGAACGCGGCGUGCAAUAUGCGUGCGUGCGGAAAUUUAUCUGCAUUGCACUUAGGAUCAUGGUCAAGAAAGGUCAGUGCGCCAUUGUUUAAUGUUUCUAGGUUUUUUUUUUUUUUUCGCGCAGGCUUUCCUAACGAUUUAACGGCAGCUUUUCUAUACCUGGAACGCUCUAAUCUAUAAUGCUAAUGCGCGCACGAGAUUUGUGGGUAGCCCAAGUAACCUCGCGGAAUCCCUCAUCUCUGCUUUCGUCCUUUUGCCUUAAUAUAAGUUGUUGAUGAACUUGGCGUAUUGGUGAGACAAUAAUCGUCCCAUGAACUUGCUUGCGGCUUCUGUCUCCUUUCUUUUUAUGACGUAAUUGGCAGACAUGUUGGGGUACCUAUUGUUCCUCAUCGAAUGUGCCCGCAUCAUUGCAAACCUUCUUUCUUUUCUAUCCUUUCUCUCUCUGUGUAACAGUUUUUUACUUUGCCGGGACUUCUAGAGCAUCCGUCGCUUUAACGGAAAGGCAUUGACCAAUGGUCACUUAGUCAGACCUUUAAGUCGCAUUCAUGUGUAUAAAAUUCACAAAACUCCUAGAGCGUGGGGUCAAAACUAAGACUGAACAGGUCGGUUGUGCAUGUUUAAGCGUGUGGCACCGGGUACGCCGUUCCGUAUUCAACUUUGGUCACGAGGUGCGCAGUUGCAGGGCUCUUCUCAGAACUGCCUUUUGCUGGAGAAGUUGGGCAUCGGUAUUGCUCUACGUUUGCAUGUUGUUCAGCGCUCAAAUUAGGUACAAUCGAAUACAGUGCCUUGAUGUGAGUAGUUCGAUGUGAUUUAAAUCACAACGGAAACUUUCCGCGCACGCUGCUCUGUGUUAACUGUCUUUCUGAUACAACUAGAAGAGGUGCGGUAGCGCUCAUGGGGAGCUACGGCGAUCGGGAAGUGCUCUAUUUUUUUUUCAGCAGCGCAUUUUGAUUCAGGAUGUUCACCGUUAUUUUUUUCGCUGCACUUGAUAUUUAUUUUCCACAAUUUUGAAAGUUAGCAUUAGGAUUAAGACGUUCAUAACGAUGGCAUGACUGACUCUAUUGAAACAUUGUAGCUCGCGACGCGUCAUUGAAGGAGGUUGAUGAUCGCGAACCUCCCUCCCAAAUGUUCCGUUGAAAUUGUAUAGCGCUUGUAAAGGCGCCAAUAAAGCUUUGUUGAAUCGUGAA
Dermacentor andersoni is the source of this 7710-nucleotide messenger RNA. Its product is annotated as ninein-like protein. Gene Ontology annotation, molecular function: calcium ion binding. Gene Ontology annotation, biological process: microtubule anchoring at centrosome. The record is from RefSeq and is a predicted model, not a curated record. Lineage: Eukaryota; Metazoa; Arthropoda; Arachnida; Ixodida; Ixodidae. Gene Ontology annotation, cellular component: centrosome.